Molecule: messenger RNA, 1395 nt
Organism: Folsomia candida
Lineage: Eukaryota; Metazoa; Arthropoda; Collembola; Entomobryomorpha; Isotomidae
Product: zinc finger protein OZF
Exons: 5
Coding region: 359-1330 (323 amino acids)
Biological process (GO): regulation of transcription by RNA polymerase II
Cellular component (GO): chromosome
Molecular function (GO): chromatin insulator sequence binding
Source: RefSeq, a predicted model, not a curated record
GUUAACCCACAGAGUUGAAAAAAAUCACAGCCUCCUAAAUGUAUUUGAAGUUUGUUAUUUCAUCACAAUUUUGGUCAGAAACAGUGCGGAACAUACCUUUUGAAAAUUAAUAAUAAAACACCCACGUAUUAAUACAGCGUGCAUAGGGGAAUGUACAUGCCAAAUUUCACAUUAUUUGGGUGAAGUCCAAAAUUUCACCAUACUGUGUGCACGGCCCAUGACGGGUGGCAGACACCCGACUCGAGAGACUUUUUUUUAAAUACGAUGUCCUCCAACCCAUUCUGUGCAGAGCAGAGAAAAGGAUUGGACGCGCCAACAAGAUUGAUUAAACAAUCAGAACGGCGUACUACUUCUAUAAAUGGCAGGUAUUCCAAGGCAAACUAAAGAUGACGUCGCUGUCCGAACUUCCGUCACGUGGUGUCCACAACGCUGCCCCGUGUGUUUCAAGCAGUGUAAAUCCCGCCAAGGUUAUCAGAGGCACGUGAGAACACAUCGCUCCGAUAAGGCAGUCGAAAUCUCCUGUCCACUGUGCCAGACCGUGUUUAAAAAGGAAAAAUAUUUGAAGCGACAUAACCUUCAAAACAAAUGUGCGGGUCGAGUUGUAAAAGAGUCUGAAGACACGUGCGAAAAGUGUGGGUCAACAUUUUCGAACAAGGAGCUACUCCAACAUCACAAGAUUUUCGAACGUUGCGGAAUUCGCAAAAUACAAAUGUUACACUACAGAAGGAAACCCGCUGGUUACAGUUUGCUCGAAGGGGAGGAAAGUGGGGACAAAAUCAUGGCGGAGUCUUCCCCACAUGAGGACAACAUCUGUCCGGUGGCCACGUGUCGACGAAGUUUUGAGCCUGGACGUAGAAAAAGUCGGAACUCACACAUUUUAGAAGCGCACGCCACCUGGGAUGGAAAAUGUGUCAUGUGUGAGCUAAAGCUGAACUCUCCGGACGACAUUAUUGGCCACAUGAAAGAAGAGCAUGGUCCACCGGACAAGUUUUAUGAGGAAAAUCUUGUCCGAGUUAAGACUGAAGUUAUCUUGGAAGAUGUUAAAAUCAAAGAAGAACCGGACUUGGAUUUCCUGAAAAAUAAUGAAAUUUCUGACAAUUUUCACGCCCAAAAUCCCAUUCCCGUUAAGACAGAAGUUGUCCAGGAAGAUGUCAAAAGUGGUUGCGAGUUGGGAUCACAAGUCAAAAUCAAACAAGAAGUCGUGCCCGAGACGGAGCUGGGUUUGUUGGAAAAUGAAAUUUCUGUCGACAAAAUUAAGCAAGAAAUUUGCGAUGUAAGAAAUGUGAAAUGUGAACCCGACCAAGUCUUGCAUUAUAAUUUAAGUAAUUAAUUCAUAUGUGUAAAAUGGUAAACGGACUUGCACCCAAUAAUAAAUUUUGUACCGUUUAAUUUUAA